CAUCGUCAUCCUGUAACCUGUUCUGCUGUGGGCACAUUUCUGAAUAUACUGGCAUGUACUGAGUACCUGGACAAGGUCAGACAGAAAACACGCCGAACAGCAGCCUGCUGGUCUGGCGUCAUCGUCAUUCUCCGAGGUCCUGGUGCUUCCAAACGACAUUGAGGACCUCCAUCUUAUUUUUGGGACAAGUUAAGAUCUGCGUUCCUGCACAGAAGGACUUCUUUACCGCCCCCCAAUAACGCAGAGCACUCCUGGACAGUUGGUUGCCUUGAAAACUGUGCCAAAAGGACGAUGGGAAAAGAGGAAUACAUUGAUGCUAUGUUAUCAUCAGCAGCUCUGAUGGGAAACUUUUCAAAAGCGCCAUUCUACUGAUUUCCGGGACUGAACACAACCAAACACCAUUCUUGGCAGCAUUGGAAAAAUACUGUGCACUGCAGCGAACUUGAAAAGUUUUCCCCCUUCUCCCCGUUCACUCUCCUCUGCACCUGAAUAUCCAGACUCCUAAGGGAGAGACGCAGAAUCCCACCACAGAGACCAUCGUCUUUCAGGGACGUUGCUGAUUGAGCACAUUGAACACAAAUAUGUUUAGUGCGGGAGUCACGGUAUUACACGGCGGUCAUGUAAAUAAAACAAUUUCAAGGGUAUAAACGAAGAAGUGCGCGCCCUCGGCGAAGCGCAGCAUCAGCACCAGCAUCCGAUGCGCGUCCCCGCCCCGGUAAAGGCUGCCCGAGAUCCCGGGAAGAGGAGUUGGAGCUGCGCGAGUUAAAGUUGGGCUAAAGGGGGGCUAAAGGAUGCUACAGAGCGACCUAUGGUCAAAUUAACAUAACCAAUGCGGAGAAACGUGUCCUAAGUGAAGGAUGACUUGCAAAAUACUGAGCAUAUGCCUCUUGUUUUUGGCUUUUCAACAUUGCUCAUCACGAGAAUGUGUUGAUCCGCUCGUCUCUGGACUCUAUGCCUCCUCCUUCCUGGCUUCUUCCAGAUAUAACUUUCUCUACUCUGCCAAUUUUGCCAAACUCUAUGGCAGCAGUGGCUGGUCCCCUUCCCCCAGGGACAGGCAGCCGUGGCUGCAGGUAGACCUGGGCAGGAAAUACCGCCUGGUGGCCAUCGCCACCCAGGGGACCUUCAACUCAUACGACUGGGUCACCAAGUACACGCUGCUUUAUGGGGACCGACCAGACUCCUGGACGCCGUACAUCAUGAAAGGAGGCAACUCUACAAUGCCUGGUAACUGGAAUUAUUAUCAGGUGAAGAGGAAUGUCUUCCAUUACGCCUUUACUGCUAAACAUAUUCGUCUGCUGCCUCUGGCGUGGAAUACAGAGAACGGAGGGAAGAUUGGCGUGAGGCUGGAGCUGUUUGGCUGCCCUUACGAUUCCUAUGUGCUACAAUACAACGGGGAUGACUCAGUGGUCUACAUGUACCCAGAAAAAAGGUCCCGCACACUGCAGGACCACAUCGCCAUAAACUUCAAGACGCUGGAGCAGGACGGCCUGCUGUUACACAGUGAGGGGAUUCAGGGAGACCUCUUCACGCUGGAGCUGAAGAGAGGCCGUCUCUACCUGCACAUCAGCCUGGGGAGUAGCGUUGUUCACAAAAUCGAUGGUCGGACCACGCUGACAGCUGGCAGCCUUCUGGAUAAUCUUCACUGGCACUAUGUCACUAUCAAGCGCUAUGGUCGACAGGUGAACUUCACAGUGGACAGUCAGACAGUGACAGCUAUCUGUAAAGGAGAAUUCACUCACCUGGAUCUAGAUACACAGAUGUAUGUAGGAGGAGUAAUAGAGCCAAACUUGCCCCACCUCCCUACCACACCAAAUUUCCGCGGCUGCCUGGAAAACGUCUUUAUCAACGGCAUCAACAUCAUUGACAAGGCUCAGAGAGAAGAAGAAGACAUCCGCAUACCGCGAAAGAAAAAGAUGCACUUUGCCUGCCGUGACAUCCUGCUCAAGCCGAUGACCUUCGCCGGGCCCAACAACUACCUGCAGGUGCCCGGCUUCUUCAGGAGGCCUCGCAUGUUCGUCAAGUUCAAGUUCCGCUCCUGGGACUACACAGGGCUGCUGAUGUUCACACGCUUCGCUGACGACCUGGGCGCCCUUGAGCUGGGUCUAAGCGAGGGACAGAUAAAUGUGACUAUAUUCCAGCCUGGCAAGAAGAAACUCCAGUUUGCCGCAGGAUAUAGGCUCAAUGAUGGGUACUGGCAUACAGUGGAUUUGGCAGCCAGAGACAACCUGCUAACUCUCACCAUCGAUGAGGAGGAGGGCUCACCGCUAAAGAUCACCAACCCUUUCACCAUCCGGACCGGGGACCGCUAUUUUUUCGGAGGUUGCCCAAAAACCAAUAACACGAUAAGAAAGUGUGAGACCAAGCUGAAUCGCUUCCAUGGCUGCAUGCAACACAUCUUCAUAGACAAUGAACAGCUUGAUAUUGACAUUAUCCUGCAGCGUCAGUGGGGGCGGUACGCUGAGCUGUUGUUAGGCACCUGUGGGAUCACAGACAGAUGUACUCCAAAUCCAUGUGAACAUGAAGGCAGAUGCAUCCAGUCCUGGGAUGAUUUUAUCUGUCUGUGUGAGAACACAGGCUAUAAAGGAGAAGUGUGUCACAUGUCGGUUUAUAAAGAAUCAUGUGAGGCGUACAGACUCAGUGGCAAGUACUGGUCUGGAAACUACACCAUCGAUCCUGAUCUCAGUGGGCCGCUGAAACCAUUUGAAGUGUACUGCAAAAUGAAGUCAUAUAAAGCUUGGACGGUGAUUUUACAUGAUCGAGUCGAUGGUAUCAAGGUGAGUGGGAGCUCCAUAGAUCGACCAUACAUAGUAAAUGUGAACUACUGGAACGCCUCCUGGGAUGAAGCCACAGCUCUUGCCAACACCUCUGUGUACUGUGAGCAGUGGAUUGACUACUCUUGCUAUAAAUCCCGUCUCCUCAACACCCCCAAUGGAAGACCUUUUGGUUACUGGAUUGGUCGCAACAAUGAGAGUCACUACUACUGGGGUGGGACCUUUAGAGAAGUCCAGAAAUGUGGCUGCGCCAUUAAUCAAACCUGCAUCGACCCCAAGUUUCAGUGCAACUGCGAUGCCGACUAUAGACAAUGGUAUUCUGAUAAAGGCUACUUGGACUUCAGAGACCAUUUGCCUGUGAGGAGGGUGGUGGUUGGGGACACCAACAGGACAGGCUCUGAAGCUCAAGUCACAGUUGGGCCACUCCGCUGUCACGGCGACAGAAGUAUCUGGAACACCAUAGCCUUCACCAAGCCCGCCUACAUAACCUUUCCCACGUUAAGGCCUGGUACCACUAUUGACAUCUCCUUCCACUUCAAAACCUAUCGUGGCAACUGUGUCUUCCUGGAGAACUCAGACGACCACCUUAAAAACUUUAUAAGAUUAGAACUCAAUUCUACCCAUAAUCUUGUAUUUGUAUUUAUGGUUGGCGAUGGCAUCCUUAAUGUGACCCUGCAUUCCCCUGUACCACUUAAUGACAAUGAGUGGCAUUUUGUUCAGGCUGAGCUUAAUGUAAAACUGGUCCGGAUAAAGGUAGAUUAUCAGCCUUGGGCUGUCAAGCGAUUCCCAGGCCAGACCUUUGUGACCAUGCAGUUCACACACCCUCUUCUUGUAGGUGCAGCCAAUCGCACCCAUAGGCCUUUCCUGGGGUGCCUCCGAGGCUUACGGAUAAACGGCGUCCCUCUUGAUUUGGAGGGGAAAGUAAAUGAAGAACUGGGUAUAAGAAGGAACUGUACUGGACAGUGUCUCAACGCUACUAUACCAUGUCGAAAUAGCGGCCAGUGUAUUGAGGGCUAUGCUUCCUACACUUGUGACUGUAACAACACGGCCUUUGAUGGUUUCUACUGCCAUAAAGAUAUUGGAGCUUACUUUGAGAUUGGAUCAUGGCUGAGGUACGACAUACGAAAGAAACCCGUAUCGGAUGAAGCAGCAUGGGCCAACUGGAUCGACCCGCACUAUGACAAUUUCAGCCUUGGAUAUAAUGACACGGCAGACGACAUAGAGUUCAGUUUCAGUACAGUUCACAAACCAGCUGUGUUGCUCUACAUCAGCUCCUUCGUCCAGGACUACAUUGCUGUUAUCCUUAAGACUGAUGGUAGUGUUGAUCUGAGGUAUAAGCUUGGACUAAUAACACACAAGUACCAGCUGACUCACCGAAAUCUGGCAGAUGGAUACCCUCACUAUGUGAACAUAACCAGGCACAACAGAACCAUCAAAACACAGGUGGAUUACAUGGAACCCAUAGUGGACAAGAUAACCUUAGUGGAAGACGCCAGGUUUGACUCACCUAAGUCCAUUUUCCUGGGCAGAGUGAUGGAGAUUGGCGACAUUGACUAUGAGAUCCAGAAGCAUAAUGCUCCAGGCUUCAUAGGCUGCAUAUCUGGGGUCAGAUACGAUGUCUACGCCCCUCUGAAGGCCUUCUUUCGUCCGAACGAAACAGAUCCUCCAGUAACAACACAAGGUUAUGUCUCUGAAUCAAACUGUGGUGCCUUCCCUCCUGUCCUGGGUUAUGUACCGUGGGAAGUAGACCCCUGGUUUACUGGCAUAGAGUAUUUUUAUAUCCAUGAUGACCUAGGUCUAUUUUGGAUAACAGUUAUUGUCAUUCUUGCGCUGCUGCUGCUCUUCGGAGGCAUGUACAGCAUCUACGUGUAUGCGUACCAGCAGAAAGGCAGCUACCACACCAAUGAACCCAAAAACCUGGAGUCUCCCAGCAGCGCCAGGCCACUGACCGAGACCCUGAGAAGAGAAAAAGUACACCUCCGAGAAGAGGACUUCAGGAGAGACUAGCGUCGCAGGACCUACAGGACCAUGGGUGGGGUUUGACAGGGGGGGUUAGAGCGAGGGAAAUAGCACUUACAAAAACCACAGAUACCUGUAUUAAGUCUUCAAAUUAUUUUCCUCUCUUUUCUUUUUUUUUUUACAUUUUUGUUUGUGUUCCUUUCCCCGGGGUUCAGUGGGACAUGAUGCCUGGUGCUCUACAUAGUAUGUAUUUUGGUAAGUUCUAGUUUUGCUGGAUUCAGAGUUCAAAUCAAGCCUCCUACGUUGCAUGAGUAGCCAACAAGUCUCACGCUGUAUUGCGGGGUGAAAUACUGAAGUGCCUCAUCUGAGCAAGCUUGAUUUGACGUAACUAUUAUAGCUUAUUCAGAUAGGGUUUUGCGUAGACACUGUGGGAUAUCGGGCGUUUAAUUAGGACAAAAACAUAUUCAGGCUUUUUAUUGAUUUCCGAGACAUUUCUGAGUGAGAUUAAAGCUACUAAUACCUUACUAUAAAAAUUUAAUGCCAUCUAUAAUAUACCAUUCGAUGACAAUCUCUCAUGGAGCCAUUUUUGACACCAUAGCUAAUAGUUUGUCUUGGGAUGGAGCAGCGAGCCCUUGUGGGGAACUAAAACACUAUAAGAAAAAUUUAUAAAAAAAAAAGAAAAAAGGAAACAGCAACCCACCUAAGAGAGAACAUACUGACGAGCAUGGUGCUUUGAGAUGUUAAGCUUUGAGAUGAUUCAUAUAAAGAGUGUAAAGGGUAUAUACUAUUGUAUGUAUUUGUUGUAUCGCAGCCUAUAACAAUGCAUUACCUAUACAGAAUGGCACAUGUAAGUUGUUCAGAAAUGCCAUAUUGUCAGUAGAUAGCAGCUUUGCCGUUUACAGUACGCUCAGACUCAUAACACAUUCCCAGCCACGGAGCUUUGGAAAUGAGAAUGCGAAGGCUUUAAGAUAUAGCACCUCUGGGUAUGAGAGCUAACAGAUCAAAAAAAAUAAAAUAAGGUGAUGACGACAGAGUCCUAAACAUCCAAACAAGUCCUCCCUCCUUCUGUCUUACUUCUGGCUGCUUAUGUUACGGUCAAGCUGCCAAUAGCUCGGUGCUACAGAGUGUCUGACCCCGCAUCUAAUGAGAGAAUUACAAAACUACAAUCAUCCUAAGUAUAUGACUUUCAGGGAACAGCUGCUCCCUCCGACCAUGUGGAGAAGCGCGCACACACACACACACACACACGCACGCAUACACACACACAAUACCAUAUGUACAGAGGACCACAAGAGAAUAAAUGCUUCUGUUUUAUUUUAAAUCCACACUGCUCGAAUGUUUUCGCGUGACGCCGUUAGAACAGUACCUGACCACGAUGCCAUCGCUGCAGCCGCCUGUUUAGCCGCUUCCAGUGGAAAGUUGAAAAUCCUACCUCUAGUCCAAUGAAAUUUCCCUCUUUGGCAGAACGAAAUCUCAUUUGAUGUGUGGUGCGACCAAAAGCUUAGGGCUCUCACCGCUCACUGCAGCACUCAUUGACACUAAAGCACUGUUGUGUACGUGAAGAAAAAAAAAAAAAAAAAAAUGUUAAAAAAAAAAAAGUAAUAUAUUUCCAACAUAUGAGCUAUGCAUAUGUAGAGCAUGGGCGCACUUCGCAGUAACAUGCAAUAAUAUGAGCUUCUUCCAGCCACUAAUUGUUGUUGAUGUCUCAGUUUAAUUUGCAAUUGCACAAUAGCAAGUAGGAUGUAUUGAGUGUAUACGUGAAUAUAGAAACAUUGUGUCAAGCGACUUUUUUUAUUCCUAAGGUUUAUACAAAACAAGUUUGAACCGUAAAAGGAGUGCUCUGAAUGUAAACCAUUUGACUCUGUAAUGUACGAGCAAACUCUACAGUGGAGAUCUGAUCUGAUCUUUUUAUCGUAGACUGCUCAGCACUGAAAGUAAAAAUAUAAAAAAAACAUUCUUAGUAGCUUUUUAGGACGCUCAGGAUAAAGAAAGUACAGUACUUGUUCUCUGUAGCGCCAACACACCUGGUUUUCUUCCAUUACAGACGGGCAGUGCUGUGCAAAAUUGUACAAUGGAUGUAAAAAACUUGAUGUACAGAUUUGGUCAAAACCGGCAUUUAAAGGCUAUAUUUUUAAGAAUGUGCUGUGAUGAGAUGAGUGAAAGUGAAAGUUGAGCAGUCAGAGUGAAACCGGUGGUUUGCGACUGGUUCAAAGGAUGACCUGUAUUUUUGUUAUGUGGAAAAUCCCCACUCAAAGUGCAUAUUAGGCGCAACAAACUUGUGUCUGGUGUACUUUGUUGCUCGUUAGGAAAGGAGUCGACUUAUGUAUUAUAUAAAUGUAUACACCUCACUGUACUCACCGGUCAAUGGACUACAAGCAUUCAGCCUAGCAGUGUCACAUUAUUGCAACUCACUAGUCAACUCAAGUGUGGUCCCUGAAGUGUGUGUUUGUGUGACUGACUGUAUAUUUUGUGUCUUUAUCGUUUGCCCACCAAGAUACAACCUAAAGAUGUUAAAUAAUGCCAAGUGUGCACUGAUGCCAGCUAUGGAACUCACUUAUUGUAGUGCACCAACAGUAGUGGAUUGAGACAGAAACAAGGCUUGCUGUUGUUUGUUAAGGCUCCUCCUCGUGCAGGCUAUAGGAGUUUGCGACAUUAAAAGUCUGCUGGGCCUGUGUUGAACCCAUCCCUUGCCUGGAGGCAAGGAUGUGGGUAAAACAGAUUGAAUUAAAAUGGCCAGUAGGGGGAGGCAGCCAGCAGGAUGUUGUUAGCUCAGAAAGGGUAUCUGCUCAUUACUGAAAAUGUCAGGUUAAAUGAGCGCUGUUGAACGACUCUUGGGUUAUAACACCAAAAUUUACAAACAAAGAGCACAUAUUGAGUAAAAUAUUCACAUAUUUGUCCAACAGGCACAGAGGUUUUAAUAGAAAAUUUGCAGAUACCCUGUCAACGGUGAUGUCGUGUAUGAAAUCAGGUGACACCUGACCGGAGUGAGGAGCAGGCAGGCAGGUUAGAUCAGGUUAGACUUCUCUGCAUCACAAACCAAACGCUUCUGGAACAAAUGCGAAAAAUAAAGAUUACAGUUGUGUUUUUGAUCACACUGAAAUUUCUGAUUUUUUUUUUCUUUCAGUUCGCUGUAAGUUUCUUUUGUAAUAUUUUCACUGUAAAUGACCAUUACUGUGUAAAUCAAGGCAAAGCCCAACUGUCAUCUCAAUAAAAGACGCUUGAAGGAA
Messenger RNA from Mugil cephalus (flathead mullet), 7957 nucleotides. It is a transcript of the gene cntnap1, whose product is annotated as contactin associated protein 1. The record is from RefSeq and is a predicted model, not a curated record. The transcript has 24 exons. The coding region runs from base 858 to 4778 and encodes 1306 amino acids. NCBI's taxonomy places the organism in Eukaryota, Metazoa, Chordata, Actinopteri, Mugiliformes, Mugilidae.